AGUAUUGUUCCGGAAAUGGACAAUGAAGAGUUUCUUCUUAGCGAUAAAAGUCAAAAAGACCCCUUUACGGUAAGAAAAUCAGUAAAUAAACCCACGUCUACGUAUCUAUACUGUGUAUAGUAUAAAUUUCUGCAUAUAAACAUACUGUAUGCAGUAUGUAUCCGUAUAUAUAAACCCCAUACACUAUUUAUAUAUUUUGUUAUAUAUAUAUAGAUUUGAUAUAGAGUAUAGAAUAUAGUAUAUACUUCUGCUAGUAACCAAUACCUGUAAUAUACUGUGUAUGCAGUGUUUGUAUAUUAAAAAUGACGAAUACUUUUAUCUAGCUAUUAGGCCUAAAAUGUUACAAAAGAAAAUAUUAGGAAAGAAACCUCCAACAAAUGAGGGGGAAGAUGGCGCGAGAAUCGCAGCCAAACAGGUCGAUAGCACGGAAUAGCAGCAGAGAAUCGUAUUAGGCCUACUUUUAUUGUGCUCUUACCUAUACCAGCGCUUUUCUGUGUGCUUUUUUGGACAGAAUAAACGCCGAUUUCGACUACUAGAUAAAUUAUAAGACUGGAUAAGGAUGACAGAGUUAGAGGACGUAUCAUACGAACGGGACAGUUCAAUGUUCUUCAGAAGCGAACACAAGAGAAUCGAUUAUAUUAUAGUUUAUCAAGAUUAUCCAAAAUCGGAAGAAGAUUAUAAUAUAAGGACAAAGCAAAGGAAAGAAUUUGAGAAGAACCUUAUUUCGAAAGGAUUAGAAUUAGAGUAUGACCCUGAACCAGACUCUGAGGAUUACAACAGACGAAAGUAUAAAUAUAUAAAGAUCCAUGCAUCGUGGAAAUGCUUAUUGGAAGGAGCGGAGAAGCUCGCAUUACAAAAAAGGCUAAAGCAUAGCUCUAAUAGAAUAGAUGAAGCGUUAAAUACAAAUUGUUUGAGUUGUUCAUGCCGAAAUUUUACUGGCUUUCCACCACUUCCAGAAGAUAUAGAGUGUGAACCAAAUUAUUUUACAGCUCCCUUUGACAAUGAUGACAUAGAACAAUUUGACAUUGAAUUAGAAAAUCAAGAUGAGUUUUUUACAAAUGCCGAAAGGAGUUUAAUAGUUGAUAGUGUUCUUGCUGAGACAGCAUUUCCAGAUUAUGAUGAUGAUGAUGAGGAAAGCACAGGAAAUCGUAUGACAUUUGGCAUUGAUAAAUUAGUAAAAUUAGACAUUUAUCGUUCUUGCUAUCCACUUCAUGAAAGCUUAAAGAGAGCUGAGUCGGAUGAUGAAGACAGGAGAAACUUACGACUUUAUUGGGCUAAUUGGAAGAGGAUUUUCACUUUUCAACCACUAGAUCUGGUGAGAAAGUAUUUUGGAGAGAAAAUAUCAAUUUAUUUUUGCUGGCUUGGAUUUUAUACUGGGAUGCUUAUUCCAGUUGCCAUUAUUGGUUUUGUAUGCUUCAUUUAUGGUGUUGCUUCAUUCUUUAGACAAGAACCAGUUAAAGAUAUUUGCGAAGAAGAUAGAUUGGGUAACCUUAUAUUGUGUCCAAAAUGCGAUAGAGGAUGCACAUUUACAAGGCUAAAGAAUAGCUGCUUAAACUCAAGAUUGUCGUACAUUUUUGACAAUAAUUCUACUUUGGCGUUUGCCCUAAUUAUGUCAAUUUGGGCUACUGUUUUCUUGGAAUUCUGGAAAAGAGCUGAAAAGAGAGUACAGUAUGAUUGGGAUGUUUCACAUUACGAAGAAGAAGAGAAAAUGAGACCGGAAUAUGAAUUGAAUAAUCAGAAAAGGGAAAAUCCUAUAACAAAAAAAAUGGAAGCCUUUAUACCUUGGACCAUCAAAGGUCCACGAAAAUGCCUUUCUCUGUCUGUGGUUCUAUUUAUGAUCACUUUAGUAUUGGCUACUAUAUUUGGAGUUAUCGUUUAUAGAAUAAUUUUUGUUGCUGUCUUGUACUCACUUCCCCACAAUCUAAUUAAGGAAAGGGCUAGCAUUAUAACAACAAUUACAGCUGCUUUAAUCAACUUAAUAGCUAUUCAAUUACUAAGUUUUAUAUAUAGAAAAUUGGCAAAGUAUUUGACAGAUAUAGAGGCACCAAAAACGAAUACCCAAUAUGACAACAGUUUUACGCUAAAGAUGUUUCUCUUCCAGUUCAUUAACUACUACGGUUCUAUUUUCUACAUCGCAUUCUUCAAAGGACGAUUUGCUGGCAAACCAGGAGAUAAGGAGGGUUACUUUCUGGGCAAAUGGAGACAAGACGAAUGCGAUCCAGCUGGUUGCUUUGUAGAUUUGUUUAUUCAAUUAGCUAUAAUAAUGGGAGGAAAACAAAUUUUUAAUAAUGUAAAAGAACUUGCCAUACCUCUCGUUCGCAAAUAUCUCAGGCUUAAGAUUGGUAAGACGGAGCACAAACCAGCAGAAAAUGCAAGAUGGGAAAUUGAUCGUCCUUUGCUUGAUCCACCAGAUAAUAUGUUUGAUGAAUACUUAGAAAUGGGUAAUUAAAGAUAUGAUAAUGGAAUUUUAAUUAAAUAAUUAUAACAUUCUAUUUUUACUUAUUAUUUCUUUUCAUUUUCCCUCCUUACUAUACUCGAAACAACAAAUAUUUAGUCAUUCAAUUUGGUUUUGUCACAAUAUUCGUGUCAGCGUUUCCACUAGCUCCACUCUUUGCACUUAUUAAUAAUCUUUUUGAAAUUCGAUUGGACGCCAUCAAAUUUGUUUGCAUUUGGAAAAGACCAGUAGCUCAUAAGUCACAAAGUAUUGGUGCCUGGUAUGGUAUUCUAAAAAGCCUUACAUUUAUUGCUGUUCUAUCAAAUGCUUUUAUCAUUGCCUUUACAACUGACUUUAUUCCAAGAACUGUUUACAUUUAUUCCAAUAGUAAUUUAACUGGUUACGUUGACAAUAAAUUGGCUUAUUUUAACGUUUCUGACUUUAUCCGAAACGAAACUGGACCAGAUGCAUCUCGUUGGAAGAUUGAUAGUGAAGAUAAUACGGCUAAUAUAACCUUUUGUAGGUAUUCAAGCUAUUACGGAUAUGAUGCUACAAAGACAAUGGGAAAUGAUCGUUACUUCAAGACGUCUUUGUACUGGAGGAUUUUAUUAGCAAGAGUAUGCAUGGUAAUAGUUUUCGAGCAUACAGUCUUUCUUCUUACCUGGUUAAUAUCAGUACUAAUACCGGAUGUUCCUGGUGAUAUUCGCCUACUCAAACAAUACGAAAAAGAGAUACGAAAAGAAAUUAUACAUGCUCGAUUAGAGCAUAAGCAUAGUGGCUGCGGAAUGGGACAAGAAAGUAAUAAAUGUGAAAAUACAUCAGUCGAGUAUAGAAAUAAAGCAUUUAAUGCCAAAGAAGCAAAUGCCUAAUGUUUCUAUGUUUAACGUUUGCAUUAUAUAUAUAUAUAUAGUAUAUACGGUAUAUAUAUAUAUAUAUAAAUUAGCGUUGUAAUAUUUUUGUUUUCUUUUAUAUAUUUGUGUUUAUUUGUUAGUUUGCAUUACAUCUACGAUAGUAUGCUAUUGUUUUAUUUGCUUGCUUCAUGCUCGUGUUUGUCUGUAUAAGAACUAUAGCAUUAUCGAAUAUGAAAAAAUUUUGUUUAUACUUUUGUUUUUAAUUAAUUCCCUUAAAAAAAGAAAAACAUAUUAGUGGAAAAUGAAAAAAAAUAGGUAGAAAAAUGAAACCACAGGCUUUCGAUGGUAAUUAUUAUAAUGUUAAUUAAGAACAAUCAACUACUUAAAUAGCCUUAUCAAACUAAAAAUUAAUCUUAAAUACUCUUCUUUGCUAUUAAAUAUACUCUGGAUAUUAUGUUUGCCAUUUUUUAUAUGGACUGUAUCAGAUCUUUGCGUUUUAAUCUCGAAUAUAUAUUUAUAGUGAGUGUAAAGUAAAUAUAAAAAAUAAAUUGGAUUAUGGAUUUUGGCUUUUUUUUUAAUGUUUUUUUUUUAUAUUUUUUUAUUUUUUUUCUGGAAACUUCAGUUUUUUUUUU
Messenger RNA from Dimorphilus gyrociliatus, 3917 nucleotides. NCBI's taxonomy places the organism in Eukaryota, Metazoa, Annelida, Polychaeta, Dinophilidae. The record is from the annotation of a GenBank genome assembly.